ACAAGCCAAGUUGCGGCCAAUUCAGCCAAGUUAUGGCGUCACCGUGUUGGCAUCCGUGACGGCGGUUCGGUGCGAAGUGAAGUUCGCAUUUCUUGUGACGCGUUGGGGAUCUGGCAACGUGUUACCGUAGUUUUACAGGCUUUAGAAAAUAUCGUCACAACUAUUCUUCCUCCAUUAUAUAAAGUUAGCCACGUGUUUUUGACAUCUGUGGACCGUCCCAAAGUUGGAAAUGGGCAACAAGUUUCGGAGGAGUGCUAUUGACGAAACAUCAUAACUGAACGGAGAAGGAAUGGUGGCAAGAAGGUUUAGAGAUACAGAGUGAUUGUAAAGAGGAACAGGCGCUAUUUGCGCGAACGCCCAUAGCCACGAGAAGGAGCGAGCGCUUCCGUUUCAUGACAGGACCUCGGCAGACGUGGUGGCGCUGCUGGUCGCAGUUCGAUUCCCCUCUGGAAAGUGCGCAGCUGUGUAACCCCCUCCACAAAUACGAUUUCUCCUCGCUAUGCCGUGUUUUUCCGUUUUCUUCGUCUGGGCCUUGUCGAAUCCAUUCUAGCGAGACCAAUUAGUCGGUAUGUAGCAUUGCAUACCGAGCUUUCGACGUUAGAAAUGGCAAAGAAAGCCGCGCAGACUCACUGCUUCGUUCCCGGCUGUACAUCUGGAUAUGUGUCAUCGAAGAAUUGCGGCCGACGUGUGUCUUUGUUUUCUGUGCCGAAGGAGCCAGAACGCUUUAAAGCCUGGCAGCUUGUGGUUCCGUGUGCCGGUCAAGUUCUCAACGCAAGGUCAAGACUCUGCGAGCUGCAUUUUAAUGAACAAUUCAUUGUGCGAUACUUUACACACAUGAUCAACGGUGAAACAGUGUUGAUUCCUCGUGACCGGCCUGUGCUAACGAGUGAUGCAGUUCCGACAGUUUUCCCCGACCUCCUUCAGUAUUUAUCGAAGAAGGCACAUUGGAAAAAGAAGUCCAGAACGUCAACUCGUGGCCUGCCUGUGAAGUCUCUGAGGUGGGAAGAAAGUGAUGCCGCAUCCACUGAAGAGGUGGACGAUGCCUUAGAAGAAAGAAGCAUGUCUCCAGGAGCUUCCAAUUCGGACUCCUCCGUGCAACCUGAUGGUCCUCUAGACAUGGAUGGCGAAGAUGCAUGUCAGCCAGCAGCCCUGCAUCCGAAGACCAUCUCCGUAACCCCACAAAGGUGCAGCACUGGAUCUUCAAGAGAUGCAGCCAUCAUAAAUAGUGACACAGGAUUCUCCGGUGGCACUUCAGGAGCGCUAGGGAAAAAGUCUGGCAGGAAUAUCAUCAGGCGUCACGAGUGUACCGUGUGUAAGCAGCGCUAUACAAGAAAGCGCUAUUUGAAAGAACACCGGGUCUUGCACACCGGCGAGAAGCCGUACACCUGCCCCAUUUGUGGCCGGAAGUUUGCCCUACGAACUGGUUUCCUUAACCACCGGCGCAUCCACACAAAUAAGGGCCCUCUAAACAUGGACGGUAAAGAUGCAUGUGAGCCAGCAGUUCUGCGUCCGAGGGUCACCUCCGUAACCUCACAAAAGUGCAGCACUGAAACUUCGAGAGACAUGGCCAUCAUGGAUGGCAACACAGGAAUCUCCGGUGGCACUUCAGGAGCUCCAGGGAAGAAGCCUCGCAGGAGUCCUGGCAGGUGUCACGAGUGUGACUUGUGUGGGCAGCGCUUUACAAGGAAUCAGUAUUUGAAAGAUCACCAGGUCUUGCACACGGGUGAAAAGCCUCACGCCUGCCCCAUCUGUGGCCGAAAGUUUGCCCAGCGGAACGGUCUCCUUAACCACCAGCGUAUUCAUACGGCCGAGAUGCGGUAUUCAUGCGAGCUGUGCCCGUCCAAAUUCUGCAAGAAGGCGUCCUUCGACAGGCACAAGCAGCUACAUGCGAGUGGUGUGCAGCUGUACCACUGCAAUGAGUGCAGCAAGGUGUUCGAGUCCAGGACGAAACUGUCGCAGCAUGAGAGGUGGCAUAAGAGCGAGAAGCCAUACCCGUGCCAGCUGUGCCCAGCCGCCUUUGUAUAUAGCAAAGAUCUAGACAGGCAUGCACUGGUGCACACAGGUGAAAGGCCAUAUAAGUGUACUGUGUGCCAAAGACGGUUUUCCUGGAAGAAUAACCUUGCCUUGCACAUGCGCCGGAUGCACAGCGGAGUCAAGGCCAGUGUAGUAGGUGUUAGCGCCAAAACAUUGCCGGGUAGCUCACCGACCACGCUGCCUCCUGCAAACAUGGGCCACGUUUUUGAGCCAGAAUGCGUUCUGCAGUGCUAUGAGGAUGAGCACUACGGCAAUGGUGCUGCCAAGAUCAAAAAAGAAGAGGAGGAGAACGAAAGGAUCACGACAACUGUUGACAUCAAAGCUGAACCGUUUAGCCCUACGACUACGCAGCCUCUUCUAGAAUCUGUGCCUCUUAUCAUGACAAGUGUUGACAUCAAAACAGAACCGAAUAGCCCUUUGGCUACACCACCUCCUGUAGAAUCUGUUACUCAUAUCAUGACAAAUGUUGCCAUCAAAACAGAACCUAUUAGCCCCUCGACUACACCGCCUCCUGUAGAAUCUCUUACUCAUAUCAUGACAAGUGUUGACAUCAAAGCAGAACCAAGUAGCCCUUCGACUACACCGCCUCCUGUAGAAUCUGUUCCUCAUAUCAUGACAGGUGUUCACAACAAAGCAAAAUCAAGUUGCCCUAUGACUGCACCACCUCCUGACCUUCUAAACAUGGAUGGGAAAGAACCAUCUGAGCCAGCAGCCUUACUGCCAAAAGUCUGCGUAACGACAUUGGCAGGCAGCACUGACGCUUCAGGAGAUGCAGCCACCAUGGGUAGUGACCCAAGUAUCGUCGAUGGCACUAUACGAGGUCCACUGAAGAAGCCUAACGGGAGUGUCAGCCGGUGCUAUGAGUGUAGUGUGUGUGGGCGGCGUUUUGUGAACAGGAAGACUGCUAAAAAUCACCUGGUCUUGCACACCGAUGAGAUGAAGUACACCUGCACCGUCUGCAACCUAAAGUUUGCCCAAAGGCCCGCUCUCUUCAAACACCAACGCGUCCACACCGGUGAGAUGCCGUAUGCGUGCCAAGUGUGCCCAUCCAAAUUCUGCCACAAGGCAUCUCUGGACAGGCACAAGCAGUUACAUGCUAGUGGAGUUGACCUGUUCCCCUGCGACGAGUGCGGGAAGGCCUUCAGGCACAAGGGUAAUCUACAGCAGCACCUGAAGUGGCACAAAAUGGAGAAGCCAUACAAGUGCCGCCUGUGUCCGGCCGCCUUCGCAUUGAAGUUGCGUCUGGAUAGCCAUAUGCUCAAGCAUACGCGCGAAAGAUCAUACAGCUGCCCUUUGUGCCAGAAAUGCUUUGCCUCACGGAAUUGCCUCACAAUGCACAUGCGAUGGCUUCAUGACGGAGUAGAGACGGCUGCAGCGAAUGGGAACACCAGGGCUGAGAUCACGUCGCCAAGCAGCCCUUUGUCUACGCUGCCACCGCACCCCCUAGACAUGGAAGGAAAACAACCACCUGACUCAGAUUCCCUGCCACCAAGAAUCAUCGUCAUAAACCUACAGACAAGCAGCACUGAAACUUCAAAAGAUGCAGCCAUCAUGAAUAGCGACCCAGGAGUAUCUGCUGGCACUGUAGGAACCCCAGUGAAGAAGCCCCGCAGGAGUGUCGGCACGAGCCACGAGUGUAGUGAGUGCGGGCAGCGCUUUACUAGGAGGGAGUCUCUGAAAUAUCACCUGGUCCUGCACACGGGCGAGAAGAAGCACGCCUGCCCUGUCUGUGGCCGGAAGUUUGCCUUGAGGGCCAGUGUCAUCAGGCACCAGCACGUUCACACGAGUGAGAUGCAGCAUGCAUGCCCACAGUGCCCGUCCAAAUUCCGCAAGAAGUGGUCACUCGAGACGCACGUGCGCUUACACGUGAAUGGAGUGGAUUUGUGUCACUGCUCUGAGUGCGGCAAGUCCUUCAAGCAGAUGAAGACUUUGCAAUGGCACCUCAGGUGGCACAACAGAACAAAGCCGUACACAUGCCACCUGUGCCCAGCUGCUUUCAUGGACAACAGUGCUCUGGCCAGGCAUGCAAUGGUGCACACAGGUGAAAGACCACACAUCUGUCCUGUGUGCCAGAAACGCUUUGCCUUGAAGAAUAACCUCAAAUCACACAUGUGCCUGAUACACGGUGGAGUUGAGACUGCUGUGGUGAGUGCUGACAGUGGGGCGGAAAUUACGACACCAAGAAGCCCUCCGAACAUGCGGCCUCCUGUCGUGUCAAGCAUUGACAUCAAGGUGGAGCCAAGUAGCCCUCCGAGCACGCCACCUCCUGUUGUGACAAGUGUUGACAUCAAGGAUGAGAUUGUGCUACCACAUAGCCCUCCACCUUCGCUGCUUCCUAUUGUGACGAGUGUUGACGUCAAGGAGGAGAUAGUGCUACCGCAUAGCCCUCCAUCUUCGCUGCUUCCCGGACCUCUAGACAUGGAUGGAAAGGAACUAUCUCAGCUGGCAGCCCAGCUGCCAAGCACCACCUCCAUAACUCCACAGACAAGCAGCACAAACUUAAAGAGAAACAGCCAUCAUGGAGAUUGACACAGGAAUCCCUGGCAGUACCAUUUCAACUCCAGCUAUGCAAGUUAACAAAGGCAUCGGCGUGAACGAAUCCCACAAGUGCAAUGUGUGCAGGCCUUGUGUCACACACAUGUCUGACAAGGCAGACGCUAGCCCCAUUUGUGAGCAGACGCUUACCCCAGAGCACUCACACACUGCCCAACAACUCAUGCAGUAUGAUGGCAAGGAGCAGUUCACCUGUCAUGCACAAGAGCACCCACAUGGUCUAGAGCCUGUUCAUGUGCAAAGAGUUACAAGUCAUAUGCUGAUGCACAUCAGUGAGAGGCUGCACAAGUGUGACAUGUAGCCGGCAUUUCACACAUAAGGCAACGCUAAAUCGCCAUCUCCAUACUGACAGGUUCGAGAAACCGUACAAGUCUGAGUUGGGUCCAUCUGCUUUCUGUCACAAGAGGUCACUGGACAGUCACAAGCAGCUGCAUGCUUAUGGAGUGGACCUAUGCCACUGCCAAGAGUAUGGCAAGACAUUUGCACAGAGGGAAGCCUUGGAGCAGCACCUCCAGUAGCAUGCAACCUUAAAGCCUCACGUAUACCACCUGAGUUGAUAGAAAGCACUGUCUGAACAUGCACAUACAUAUGCACAUGGACAAGAAACUAUACGUGUGUUCCAUUUGUGAAAAGGCCUUUGCCUUGUCCUGUUGCCUUGGGAACUACAUGUGUCAUAUGCACAAUGGGGCGGAGUUCAGAAUGAUGGGUGUUGGCCACAGCCCAAUGCUUUCACCACCAAGAAGCUGUUCCAGCAUAUGUCACCUCCUGCACGUGUAAAAACUGAAGAUCUUGAAUACCUCUCGGGGAUGGACGAUCUGAUUACAGGUAAUGUGCAGUUGUGAUUAGCUGCUACUGCCUGCUUGGCUUUAUUAAACAGUGCAAAUGUCUACCAGAAUAUGUACAGUGUUGAACAAAAUGAUAUAGUAUUUUUGCAUUUUGGCUCGUCUGAUAUAAACUGCACAGAAAUUUGGUGCUGUGUUACGCCAGAUCAGCCUCAAACAAUGGCCUCCUGAACACUCAAUGAAAUGUUAUGUUAUUUGCAUCGCAUAGCCCAGUCAUCGUGCACACAACCUGCAUGUUCCAAGAAUAUGUUGCAAGGAAGCUUUUUAUACUAGUUCAAACAGCAUGUGAAAAUAUGUGCACACUGGGGAGAGAAAUUUUGAUAACAGGAGAGGUUAGCUGAGCAAAACGCUUCGCAAGCUACUGCAAGUUUACUAUAUCACAACAAACCAAACACAGAGAGAAAAAAAAAUCACACUCUUCCACUCCCACACCAGCUUGGAAGUGUGGGCAACAGUGAGCAAGCACCAUGAUAUCAACAUGGUGAAAAGUACAGCUUUAUGACCAUCAAUAAACAAAUUAAUAUCCAGCUCUGUCCCUUUAGCUGCAGGAAUGCAGAUCCUGUCCGACAUUAUUUUAAAAAGUUAAAACAGCUGCUAAUAGCUUAAAACUCUGGUAAUAAAUAUUUUUGCAAGAAA
This is a messenger RNA of Dermacentor albipictus, 6065 nucleotides long. RefSeq lists its product as uncharacterized. The record is from RefSeq and is a predicted model, not a curated record. Gene Ontology annotation, biological process: regulation of transcription by RNA polymerase II. Lineage: Eukaryota; Metazoa; Arthropoda; Arachnida; Ixodida; Ixodidae. Gene Ontology annotation, molecular function: DNA-binding transcription factor activity, RNA polymerase II-specific; RNA polymerase II cis-regulatory region sequence-specific DNA binding.